AAGAAGAAAUAAUUUGCGUCAUUUCCGCUCACCCUCAAACAUGGCGUCCUCCGCAAAAUUAGACGGCGUGAGGGAAGCACAAACAAGGAAAUUUUCCAAAAAGACUAAAAACCAAGCAGUGGAUGAAUCUGAACUCCUGACUGUUCCUGAUGGAUGGAAGGAGCCAUCUUUCACUAAAGAAGAUAAUCCCCGUGGCCUGCUGGAAGAGAGCAGCUUUGCCACCCUUUUCCCCAAGUACAGAGAAGCGUACCUGAAGGAGUGCUGGCCAUUGGUGGAAAAGGCUUUAGGAGAAACACAUAUCAAAGGCUCUCUGGAUCUGAUAGAAGGGAGCAUGUCAGUCUGCACCACUAAAAAAACAUUUGACCCAUAUGCUAUUGUGAGAGCAAGAGAUCUCAUUAAACUGUUGGCAAGGAGCGUCCCAUUUGAGCAGGCUGUACGGAUACUACUGGAUGACAUGGCCUGUGACAUCAUCAAAAUUGGGACCCUGGUGAGGAACAGAGAGCGAUUUGUGAAAAGAAGACAGCGGUUGAUUGGCCCCAAGGGCUCCACCUUAAAGGCAUUAGAGUUGCUGACCAACUGCUAUGUGAUGGUGCAGGGCAACACAGUAUCGGCAAUUGGGCCCUAUAAUGGCCUAAAAGAGGUACGUAAAGUGGUGUUGGACACCAUGAAGAACAUCCAUCCCAUCUACAACAUCAAGACAUUGAUGAUCAAACAGGAGCUUUCCAAAGACCCCGAACUGCGAGUGCAAAGCUGGGAGCGCUUCCUGCCCAAGUUCCGCCACAAGAACCUGUCCAAGCGCAAGGAGCCCAAGAAGAAGAGUGUGAAGAAGGAGUACACACCGUUCCCUCCUUCACAGCCAGACAGCAAGGUUGACAAGGAACUAGCCACAGGAGAAUUCUUCCUACGCGAAAGCGUGAAAAAGAGGAAGAAAAUGGAGGAAAUCAAGGCCAAGCAAGCAGAAGCAUUAAGCAAGAAGCAGCAGGAGCGGAACAAAGCUUUCAUUCCUCCUAAAGAGAAGCCUUUAACCAAGAAGAAUGCUAAAGCUCCCUCUGAAGGAAAGUUGGACAUCCAAGCUAUCAAGGACAAAGUGAAAAAGGCCAAAACAAAGAAACUGGGGGCCCCACCAGUGAUGCCAGUUCAGCCCACCAGCAGCACCACCAACAAAAAGAAAAAGAACAAAACAAAAAACAAAGGCUAACCACACUAAAACCUCUGCUGCUGUGUGGUUAUUUUCUGGACAGAGCAAACAGAGUGUCACCAGAAACUCAAUGUUGGUCUGGGUUGAGUUGGAUACAAACUCUAAUUUUAAAUCGACUCUGGCUUUGGAGAAUUUUCUGUCUGUUAUGUUCUUUUAGUAUAUCAAGAGUGUAAAAGAAAAUGUACAGAGAUGUUUUUUUCUUCUAUUUUCCCCAUUUGCUCUCUUUUAUUGUUAAGAUGUCGUAUGGACAUUAUUUAUCAGAUUGUUGUUUGAUAAGAUUUUGUCCACAAGGAGCCUUCCGAAUGCAGGUAGAAAUGUCAAAAUAAAGUUUUUUAAUAGCAACGGGUCUCACUUGCAUAGGUUCUGCCAUAAACAUUAACAUUCCUUGGUGAUCAGACAUGUUAAAUAAAAUCACCAACCCUCCACCUCCGUGCUUGACAAUGGGUAUGAGGUGUUUGGGUUUCGUUUAAAG
Melanotaenia boesemani (Boeseman's rainbowfish) is the source of this 1670-nucleotide messenger RNA. It is a transcript of the gene krr1, whose product is annotated as KRR1 small subunit processome component homolog. Gene Ontology annotation, molecular function: RNA binding. The transcript is spliced from 10 exons. Gene Ontology annotation, cellular component: nucleolus; small-subunit processome. NCBI's taxonomy places the organism in Eukaryota, Metazoa, Chordata, Actinopteri, Atheriniformes, Melanotaeniidae. The record is from RefSeq and is a predicted model, not a curated record. The coding region runs from base 41 to 1198 and encodes 385 amino acids.